Messenger RNA from Hyposmocoma kahamanoa, 1418 nucleotides. RefSeq lists its product as uncharacterized. The record is from RefSeq and is a predicted model, not a curated record. The coding region runs from base 90 to 1331 and encodes 413 amino acids. The transcript is spliced from 2 exons. NCBI's taxonomy places the organism in Eukaryota, Metazoa, Arthropoda, Insecta, Lepidoptera, Cosmopterigidae.
GCGCGUUGUGUUCGAUCGUUUUCACCCGAAUUGAUAUCAUAACCACAAAGAGAAGCCUUAGCCUAUCUAUUAUACUGACGUUUGUGAACAUGUGGCCAUCUAAGAUUCUAUUCUUUAUUGUUUUUGCGGAAACAUCGACUUGGGUGAAUUCCGACUGUAACGAACAAGAAUUACAAUUCAUGUUACAAAGCUCACCUUAUAGUAAGUUCCUGAAUCAAAUAUUAAUAUUUCAAGGAGUCUAUAAUGCUGUAGUCGGGGACUUGCAAACACAUUAUGAAAAACAAACCCUUACAGUCAAUAUAAGCUCGAGUAGCCCACAUAGUUUUUGGAAAGGAAAACCGUACAUUAGUGUAGAAGUGAUGGAUAAUUCUGGCAUUAAAACAUACGAGAGGCUGGUGGAAGGCGAAACUGUUCCUAUAUUCCAUGAAGUCCCGAUGAGAGAAGGAUUUCAAAUAAAGAUAUUUCACGCGGAAGCAUCUGCGAGACUUCUUUCCCCAGACGGCAUCACCCACCUCGGCGUAAACAGGACUACACAUAGAUUUCUAGUGACACGAUAUGGGUUAAUGAACUUGGCACUAGGAAAUAAUCCUCUAUACACGUUCUUGCAAAAGUUGUAUCAAUACUCUGGAAACCUACAGGGUGCUUUCUUUGGAUCCGAUAACGGACGGCAUGUGAUAGUUGGCGUUCGCUCUCUUCCCCAACCGUACCGAACUGAGUAUGUGAUGAAAUACAGUACAAUAAUGUCGGAAUGUACUAUGAUGUUUAUAAUGAGGACAACCAGCGAGAGUAUGGGACAAGGCACUGUUGUAGUGUCGUCGAAACAAGGCUUACAGAACUUAAUGGGCACGGUGGUGGACAUUAAAAGUGGCGACGAAGUAGUCUUAGAAGACACAAUACAACCACAAGCAAAUCUGUUCAACUAUGCUAAUGUGCCGUUCGGAGUUUAUUCAGUGGAGUUUCGCGGAAGAGGUGCUGAAGAAUACAUUAUACAUCCUCAAUAUAUAGAAGUGAAUUCUAAUGUAAAUCCAGUACUAUUCGAUUUCAUAAGAAUUGAUGACAGUUUGAUUUUCAAGGAUCUUCCUUUGGAUAACCAGUUGAUGUAUAUAACCUCAAAGGCUAAUGGCAUUGCAACGAGUGCCUUUAGAUCUAGUGCAUCUCUGUACCUAUCAACCGAAAAGAAAUUACUUUUGGCUGCUAUUCGUUCCCUUCCAGGUGAUACUAGUGGCCAAUUUCUUAAUAGAUAUGGUGGUUUAUUCAGACCUUCCGGUCCCGAUGAUAGUAUGCGCAGUGCUAGGCGAUAUUCAGGUGUUAAUCGCCGUGAAAGGCAGUGAUUUACUUCAUUUUGUAAUUUGAUGGUAUUUCUUUUUGCUUUAUCGUAAUAUUUUUCAAAUGGUGUAUUGAUUAAUUAAAGGUUCGAG